Molecule: messenger RNA, 1838 nt
Organism: Polyodon spathula (Mississippi paddlefish)
Lineage: Eukaryota; Metazoa; Chordata; Actinopteri; Acipenseriformes; Polyodontidae
Exons: 2
Coding region: 291-1268 (325 amino acids)
Source: RefSeq, a predicted model, not a curated record
UCUCUGCAAUGUAAGCAAAAUCUAUUUGAAGCUUACUGUGGAAUUCGGUUUUAUGAUACAACAAUAAAUAUACAUCUUUUACAGAAGAAAAUCGUAAUAAAAGUAGAAGUCCAAGCAAAGGUUCAGAUUCUAACUUCACAACAACUGCAUCUGGCAAACCUGGAAGAAAACGGAACUCCAGCCCAAAUUUAACAGAGGAGCAGCACAGCUGCAGUGCGUCUGAGGACCUCCUGGGAAUCGAAUUGGAGGCUGACAGCGCUGGUCAUCUGGAGGAUGAGCACUGCAACAGCAUGAGUCAGGAGGACACUGAACAAGGGAUGAGUACAUUCAGUUCAGAAGUGCAUCAUAUUUAUGAAGCCAGUGAUAAAGGAAAUCAGAAAUGCAAGGAGCAGAGCCAAUCCUACAACCUUAAAGAACUCUCUGGCAAAAUGUAUUUGGUUACUACAGAAACAGAGAGACACACUGCAGCUGAUGUAUUCACUGCAGAAACAGCAGAUACCUGCUGGGAAAACGAACCCAAACCCAUAGAUUGUGAAACCCCCCAUGGAAGGUAUGUUUCAGAUUGUUGCACAGCAGAUACACAGGGGGCUGGUUUGACUCGGUGUGAUUUUACUCAGGAUUUCCAGGGGAGCCAAGUCACAGCACACCGAGCGAUGCACAUGCUGCCUGAUAGGAAGAGCUCUCGUGGGAGAGAAGAAAGCAGCUGUUUGAGUGAACGGCUGAACCCAGAGACUUUCGGGAAAAGGUUACUGAACCUUGAUAAGAGCACCUUGACCCAAACGGUGAGCAAUUGCUCUCAGACUCUGAGAAAAUACAAGCUUUCUGACAGCCAACAAAUGCAAUCUCCCAGGAGCUUGGAGGGCAGUGUGGGAGUGGACAAGGAGAAUAAGUGCAUGGCCACAUUAACACGGGCCAUGUCUCCUUCAGAUAGCUCCCCAUUAACCCCUAUCCAAAUGAACUGGGAAAUGGACCAGAGUCCAACUAAAAGAGCAAAAACUGAGGAGAACACGUGCAGCACCCUGGCAAUGGGUCAGGAUUCCCAGGGAAACAAGGUCAUUUCCCACCGCAACAUGAUGGGGAGAGCUGGGAAUAGCCCUUUGAAAGGCAAAACAAACCAGACCCAGAGCAGGAGGACUAGCAUGAAUAGAUAUUCCAACACAGCACUAUCAGGCAGAGAUACAAUCCAGGAUGACAAGGACUGUGACUCUCGGCCAUAUCCACUGUUUACACAGGACUUUGAGGGAAACAUGGUGAUGAAACAUUUCUAACAUUUCUGCUGUUUACACAAAGACAGGAAAGUGGAUGCUGCUAAUUUCUUGAACUGAAGCUGACCUGUUUUUGGUUGCCCAGUCUCUUGUUUUUCUUCUUCUGGCAAUAUAUCCCUAUAUUACAUUUUUAAGUGAGUAGGUGAUGAUGUGUGUUCUCAUCCUUCAGUGUUUAUGGAGUCAUUUUCUUUUUUUGGAAUAGUGAUUUAAAUGGUUAAUGCCGAGCUGUAAUCUAUACUGCAUCACAAGAAUGUAUCGUGUUGUUUUCAUACAUUUAAAAUGUUCUCUUUCUUGUCGCAGUUGUAUUGUGCUGAAUUCAUCGUACUGUGUUUUGUUUGAUGUAUCUUUGUACUUGAGCUGUACUGGGUUUGUUAUGAUUUUAAACAAAUCCUCGCAAAAGCAGCAGUAACUAAGUCUUUCCACUUGAAUGUCCUUUUAGCACUGGUCAUUCCAGCUGGGGUUUAGCUUUUGAACACUAUCCUCUCCACCCUGCAGGGCUAACAGGGAUCUGUGAAGCUUUCUGUAUAAAUGAACACUAUUCUCUCCACCCUGCAGUGCUAACAGGGAUCUGUG